Messenger RNA from Haemonchus placei, 291 nucleotides. NCBI's taxonomy places the organism in Eukaryota, Metazoa, Nematoda, Chromadorea, Rhabditida, Trichostrongylidae. The record is from the annotation of a GenBank genome assembly.
AUGUAUAUUGAAAGUUCAUUGCAGACAAAUGCAACACGUGUCUAUUGUGGGUUGGGCUGCGAAGAGUCAGAGGAGGCAACGAUUGUGACCAAGAAGCCUCAGUGGAAUCACCAAUGCUCUAUGUUUUACACCUACAACUUAGAACGAAGAAGAAAAGACUGGUAUCUAUGGCGAAAGGAGAUUUGCAUCAAUACUACGAUCACAUUUGAGAUAUCUUGUGGAACGCAUCGCGAUCCGAGGCUGUUCUACCUGAAUAACGAGCAGUUGUUCGAGUAUGAAGACGCCGAAUGA